Molecule: messenger RNA, 3930 nt
Organism: Chaetomium fimeti
Lineage: Eukaryota; Fungi; Ascomycota; Sordariomycetes; Sordariales; Chaetomiaceae
Product: P-loop containing nucleoside triphosphate hydrolase protein
Exons: 1
Coding region: 173-3535 (1120 amino acids)
Molecular function (GO): ATP binding; ATP-dependent chromatin remodeler activity
Source: RefSeq, a predicted model, not a curated record
AGUCGUAUGUCACGUGCUCUCGCGCGCUUCUUUUCUCUCAUCUGUACACAGUGCGCAGGUGGCGCGCGCCAUUCUCAAUCGCGCCAGAUAUUCUCGGUGCCUGCACCUUGGCUAUACCCACUCCAUAACUAACUUAACUCCCGUCACGCCGUGAUGCGCGGCAAACCCAACCAUGGCUCAAACGGCCAAGAUACCGGAUGACGACAGCACAGCAUCCUCGGUCGAUCGAACCCCUUCCUCCAACACAAACACGCUCGGCAAACGCAAACCCACGGCCGACUUCGAAGGGAAGGUCACCUGGACCGACGACGACUCCGACCAUGGCGCCGAGGACCUCAAGCGACAGCGAUCCGCCAAACGCCGCGCCAUCUCCAAGGGGAAACAGCCCGCGAGGAAGAGCGCCGCCGGCAGGACCAAAGGAUCUAACAAGAAGCGAGCCAGCGACCUGCGCGCCUGGGUCAACGACGUCGACGAGUCGAGCGCCCAGGAGGAGUUCGCCGGCGCCAGCGUGCCGGGAUACCUGCUGCAGCGGAGGAAGCGCUUUGAUAGGGACAGGGAGCGGCUGCGGGAUGCGGGGUUGAAGCUGCCGCCGGAUUACUCGGAUAUCUACUUCUCUGAUGAUGACGACAACGGGGGCGCAACGGAGAGGCUUGGCGAGCGGCCCCAGUUUGAAGAUAGGACUGGUGUCAAGCCGUGUCGGCCGUAUGAGGAUAUCGAGCUCGAGUACUCGGCGGGUGUUAUCCCGGCGUCGAUUGCCCAGUAUCUUCGCGAUUACCAGAUUGCGGGCGUCAAGUUCCUGCACCAGCGGUUCGUUUAUCAGAAGGGCUGCAUCUUGGGCGAUGACAUGGGUCUGGGGAAGACGGUGCAGGUGGCUGCGUUUCUUACCGCCGCCUUUGGGAAGACGGCGGGCGAGCGGGAUGCGAAGCUGAUGAGGAAGAUGCGACGGGCGGGCGACCAGUGGUAUCCGCGCGUCUUGAUCGUCUGUCCCGGCUCGCUGAUCCAGAACUGGAAGAACGAGCUGAAACUCUGGGGGUAUUGGCAUGUUGACACCUACCAUGGCCCUGGCAAGGAGGACGUCCUGCAAGCUGCCAAGGCUGGGAGACUCGAGAUCAUGAUCACGACCUAUGUCACCUACAAAAAGAUGCGCGAGGCGGUCAAUGAAGUCGAGUGGGACUGCGUUGUUGCCGAUGAGUGCCAUAUUCUCAAAGACCGGAGGUCCGAGACAACCCAGGCCAUGGACUGCGUGAAUGCCCUCUGCCGGAUUGGCCUGACCGGCACGGCCAUCCAGAACAAGUACGAGGAGCUCUGGACCCUCUUGAACUGGACGAACCCCGGCCAUUUCGGGACACUGGCCGAGUGGAGCAACACCAUCACCAAGCCUCUCACCGUCGGCCAGUCGCACGAUGCCACCCUGAAGCAGCUCAGCGUCGCCAGAACGACGGCCAAGAAGCUGGUCCAGAACCUACUUCCGGAGUUCUUCCUGCGGCGGAUGAAGACGCUCAUCGCCCACCAGCUCCCCAGGAAGAGCGACAAGGUCGUCUUUUGUCCGCUUACCGACAUCCAACGCGAGGCCUACCAGAACUUUCUAGAGGGAGACCACGUCACAUUUGUCAACUCGGCAUCCGAGCUCUGUGACUGCGGUUCAGGGCGCAAGAGAGGCUGGUGCUGCCGGAAGACGCUCCCUGACGGGAAAUCGUGGAUGAGCGUCGUCUUCCCAAGCAUCAUGACGCUGCAGAAGAUAGCGAACCACAUCACUCUGCUGAUCCCCUCGUCUGCCGAUCCAAACGACAAGCAGAAUUCGGAGCUUAAUGCGCUCCAGACCUGCGUUCCUGACGACUGGAAAGAGCUCUACCGGAACCGAGACUCGAUGCUAAAUCUGGCUAAUCCCGAAUUUUGUGGGAAGUGGAAGAUCUUGAAGAAGCUGCUGCGCUUCUGGCACGAGAAUGGAGACAAAGUGCUCGUCUUCUCGCACAGUGUCCGGCUCUUGCGUAUCCUCCAACACCUGUUCCACAACACGAGCUACAAUGUCAGCUUCCUAGAUGGCACGCUGAGCUACGAAGAUCGCCAGAAGGUAGUGGAUGACUUCAACUCGGACCCUUCGCAGUUCGUGUUCCUCAUCUCGACGAAAGCCGGCGGCGUUGGCCUCAACAUCACAUCGGCUAACAAGGUCGUCAUCUUCGACCCGCACUGGAACCCCUCGUACGACUUGCAAGCCCAGGACCGCGCGUACCGCAUCGGCCAGGUUCGCGACGUCGAUGUCUUCCGUCUCGUCUCGGCGGGCACUAUCGAAGAGAUCGUCUACGCGCGGCAAAUCUACAAGCAACAGCAAGCCAACAUCGGGUACAACGCGUCCAACGAGCGGCGCUACUUCAAGGGUGUGCAGCAAGACAGCAACCGCAAAGGCGAGAUCUUCGGCCUCAGCAACCUCUUCAGCUUCCACGGCGACCAGGUGGUUCUCCGAGAAAUCGUCAACAAAACCAACAUCGCCGAAGCCAAAGCCGGCGUACACCUCAGCGACAUCGACCUCGCCAAGAUGGCCAAAGCCGACGAAGCCAAUCCCGAAGACGAGGACGACGACGAACUCAGCCUCAUCAAGCCCGAACCAAACGACAACGACAACGACGACGAACAAGGCAUGAGCCAACUCGCCAAACUCAUCACGGCCGAAAACCGCGAGGACCUGGUGCGCGCGCACCGGGCCACCAAGCCCCGCAGCGACGCCAUCGCCGGCAUCCUGGCGUCGGCCGGCGUCGAGUACACGCACGAGAACUCCGAGGUCAUCGGCACCAGCCGCGUCGAGGCCCAGCUCUCGCGCCGCGCCGAGCUCGCCGGCCACGGGCCCGACCAGGAACCCACCGCCGACGGGGCUGAUGACAGCGUGCUGUUUGCGGAUAGCCAGGGCGGUGAUGCCCACCUCCCUUCAGCCACCACCACAGAAACCACAGCUGCCUUGGAUGGCAGCAACCCCUGGCGCAUGCACAACCGCUUCAACCCGCCGGUGGAAAUCAUGCGGCGGCAGUUCUGCUCGAUGGCAAGGGAGUUUGGGUUCCGUGAUGUCACUGAGUUUGCGCUGGUCGUCGAGAGCUGGACGCAGGAGCAGCGGCGGAAUUGUUUGGAUACGUUUUAUCGGGUGAGGGAGGUCAAGGUGUUGGAGGGGGAGUUGAAGCGGGUGGUUAAGGGAGAGGGGGUGGUGGUGAAGGGGGAGGGGACGGGGACAACGUCGGGUGCGGAAGGGGGUGGGGAUGGUGGGGUGGUGAAAAAAGAGGUUGGGGGGGUUGCUGCUACGAAGGAUGAGGGUGGUGGUGACAACAAGGUGAAGGGGGAGAGGAUGGAUUCGCCUGUUCGGUUGUCGCCUUUGUUGGACGUCAAGAUGGAAGGGGAGGGUUCCCCGGCGCAGUUUGAGACGGGGAAAGUGCGGGCCGGGAUGGAGAAGACGGAGCAGACGAAGACGGAGAAGACGGAGACGGUCAAGGUGGAGAUCACGCGGGUGCCAACAAUAUUCUUAUCCGACGACGACGAGGACGAUGAGCUUUAACACGGGCGAUAGUGGCGUUUGGACGGAGGAAGAUACCCCUGAAUUUCUAUCCAUCUCAUCAAUGAAGCAAUACCUACUACCAUUGACGAAGUAGGAACUACUACUGAGGGAAUCCCAUCCUUCAAUGACAUGCACAAGAGAGCAUGUGCGUCUGCUGCAUGUGAUUGCUGCCAAGCUUCACUCCAGACUGGGAACCCCCGUGGUGUGUAACUUGACGGCAGCAAGUGGCAUCCGGGGUCCAAGUUGGCCGAGGUCAAACGGUCCAAUGGGCCCAAUCAUGCCAAUCAAUGGCGAAGAGGGUUGGUGGCAGCCGCAAAAGUGGAUGCCGAGCGGACAAUGCACCCGGAGAGGAGACGCCUAUGACGCAUCUUCACAUGCCAUCGAAAUGGCGAUGA